AUUUAGGGGCCGGCUCUCUCCCCCUGAGACCACCACUUGGUCUCCUUUGAUGUCGUCUUCUGCUUCGCUGGCUUCGGCUCCGUCUAGGUCCAGGAUAUUAGAGUCACGGGAAGGGGAGAUGGAGGAUGGGCCGGCACAGAACUUCUUUCCCGGUGAGUGCUAGGGCAUCGUGAGCUCAGAAUUGGGCCUUCCGAACGUCUUUCUAUCACGAAGGCCCAGGAGGUCUCUUUGCAGUCAUGCAGUCUGUUAACGUCGCUGAGAAGGAUGUAACGGCAGCCAGUUUGGGCAAGAAAGCGAACUCGGGCCGGUCAGAUGAACGAUCUCUGACUAAGGUGAUUCUGGGUCCCACAGAGAGCUGCCUGAGGAGGAAGGUGGAUAUAGCAACAGUUACCACACUGAAAUAAACAGCUCCGUUUCUAAGGUCGGUCCAAGCCUCUCUGGUUUGGUGAGGCCAGAAAAUGCCUUUGAAGAUGGCAAAGUGAGUGAAUGUGGUAGGUGAUGGGGACAUCUCUUCUGUUUUCUGAGGUGAAAAAUGCACUAGGUAGGGAGAAUUUUUCCUUUUCCCAUCAGUUGUAUUGAGCACUUACUUGGGCAGAGCACUGUACUAAGGGUUUGGGAGAGUUGGAACCAACAGAAUUGGUAGAUACUUUCCCCGCCCACAAGGAUUUACGGAUUGUCCUGGCAUGCUUUGUGCAGAUCCAAGAGUGUUGAAGACGACAUUUGUGGAUCAGACAGUGCGGAAUGGAACUAGUUAUGCCCCUGACUCCAGACUGAUCGUCUCAGCUACUAUUUUAUUUCUCACCCCCAAACAAGGCGAACAUCCUCAAAGCUAAGGGUUGUGCCCCGUUGCCCCUGGCUUUUGGCAACCUCCAUUUGGCUAGCCCAUGAGCCAACCUCUGAAGAAUCUUAACCCCCUUCCCCACUGAGGAACUCUUUGUGAAAAUACAAAAAGCUCACUCAUGUCUCUACGCGGAUCAUCAAGGGAUGGAGCAGAAGGUCAAUACCGGAUCUUAACACGACUCAUUCAGGGCCUUCAGAAUUUUUCGUCAUCUGUGUGGCGUUCUCUCCCCAGGAGAAGAUGGAGAAAUAACCUGAGGCGAGCGUGUUCCGAUGAAAUCAUGCACCAGGACAUCAUCCCCCUCUGUGCCGCUGAUAUUGAAGACCAACUGAAGAAGCAGUUUGCUUAUCUGUCCGGUGGACGGGGACAAGAUGGAUGUCCGGUUAUUACCUUCCCCGACUACCCAGCUUUUGGGGAGAUCCCCGAGAGAGAAUUUCAGAACGUCCUCACCUAUCUCACCAGCGUACCCAGCUUACAAGAUGCUGGAAUUGGCUUUAUUCUGGUCAUCGAUCGAAGACAAGACAGAUGGAGCUCAGUCAAAGCCUCGGUUCUACGAAUAGCAGCAUCUUUCCCGGGAAACCUGCAGUUAGUCCUCGUCCUGCGUCCUACAGGAUUUUUCCAACGCGCGCUCUCUGACAUUGCUUUCAAAUUCAACAGAGAUGACUUUAAAAUGAAGGUGCCGGUCAUUAUGUUGAGCUCAGUACCAGAAUUGCACAGUUAUAUCGACAAAACCCAGCUGACCGAAGACCUCGGUGGGACCUUGGAUUACUGUCACAGCAGCUGGCUCUCUCACCGCACAGCUAUAGAGAAUUUUGCCCUGAUGGUUAAACAGACCGCUCAAAUGCUUCAGUCCUUUGGAACGGAACUGGCUGAGACGGAAUUACCCAACGAUGGGCCCUCCACCAGCUUGGUUCUCAUGGCACACACAGAAAAGAAGGACAAAAUGAAGGAAGAUAUGAUGUUGGCUGUGAAAGAGGGCCAGACUAUCCUCGAAAGUAUCAGGGAGCCUCUGAGAGAAAAGCCGGAGUGUAAUCUAAACCAGGGCCAGCUUGACAAUCAGACCACCAUGGAAAGGCUUUUGGCUCAGUUGGAUGAAACCGAAGCGGCCUUUGAUGAAUUUUGGGCUAAACAUCAGCGAAAACUAGAGCAAUGUCUACAGCUCAGGAAUUUUGAGCAGAAUUUCAGAGAGGUAAAAGCCGCUCUAGACGUCGUUUCGGAGCGACUGUCCGCCUUCACAGAUGUGGGAAAUAGCUACGCUCAUGUUGAACAUAUUCUGAAGGAUCUUCUUAGCUUUGAGGAAAAAGCCAAUGAAUGUAUAGAGAAGGCCAGAGCCUUGUGCUCCGAAGCGACCCAACUAAUCGAGGACAAGCAUUAUGCCGUGGAUUCCAUCCUCCCAAAAUGCGAUGAGCUCCAGCAUCUCUGCGAUGACUUCACUAACGAGAUGGAGAAACAGAAGGCUCUGCUCAGCAAGUCUCUGGAGCUGCAUGGCCUCCUAGAGAAAUCUAUGAAGUGGUGCGAUGAAGGAAUUUACCUGCUGGCGUCUCAGCCCGUGGACAGGUGCCAGUCGCAGGAUGGAGCAGAAUCCGCCCUACAGGAGAUCGAGAAAUAUUUGGACACCGGCGCGGAGAACAAAAUCCAAGAACUGAAUGAAGUUUACAAGGAAUACGAAUCGAUUCUCAGCCCGGACCUAAUGGAGCACGUGCAGAAGGUGUUCCAGAAGCAAGAGAGUAUGGAGGAAAUGUUCCAGAAGAGGCAAGCGAGCCUGAAGAAGCUUGCAGCCAAGCAGACCCGACCUGUUCAGCCAGUGGCCCCGAGGCCUGAGGCCUUUGCCAAAUCCCCCUGCACCUCUCCAAGUCUUCGUAGAGGUUCCGAACGGUCCUCCAGUCCUGACGGCAGUGUGCUCCGGAGGGUCAAUUAUAGGAGGAUCAAGAGUGACACAAGCGUUGUUCAGCAGGGCCGAGGUAGCUCUGCAAUGGACGACCAAGAAAACCUAACGAUACUGAGGAGGCAUGUAAUGAACGAGCUCCUUGAAACAGAGCGGGCAUAUGUGGAUGAACUUCUUUGUGUCCUUGAGGGAUAUGCCGCUGAGAUGGAGAAUCCUUUAAUGACUCACCUCAUCCCCCCAGGACUCCAAAAUAAGAAGGAUGUAUUAUUUGGGAAUAUGGAAGAAAUCUAUCACUUUCAUAACAGAAUCUUCCUGAGGGAACUGGAAAACUACAUUGAUUAUCCAGAACUGGUAGGAAGGUGUUUUCUAGAAAGGAUGGAAGACUUUCAGAUUUAUGAGAAAUACUGUCAGAACAAACCCAGAUCGGAAAGUCUGUGGAGGCAGUGGUCAGACUCUGCCUUUUUUCAGGAAUGUCAGAGGAAGCUUGAUCACAAAUUGAGUUUGGAUUCCUAUUUACUGAAGCCCGUACAGCGAAUAACCAAAUAUCAGUUACUCCUAAAGGAAAUGUUGAAGUACAGUAAAAAUUGUGAUGGAUCGGAAGAUCUGCAGGAAGCGCUGACUUCGAUUCUGGGAAUUCUGAAAGCUGUCAACGAUUCCAUGCACCUGAUUGCUAUCACUGGCUAUGAUGGAAACCUGAAUGAACUAGGCAAGCUCUUAAUGCAGGGUUCCUUCAGCGUUUGGACUGAUCAUAAAAAGGGUCAUGCAAAAGUGAAGGAUUUGGCCAGGUUUAAGCCAAUGCAGCGACACCUGUUUCUCCAUGAGAAAGCAGUAUUGUUCUGUAAGAAGAGAGAAGAAAAUGGAGAAGGCUACGAAAAAGCACCGUCCUACAGUUACAAGCAGUCCUUAAAUAUGGCCGCUGUUGGAAUUACAGAGAAUGUGAAAGGUGACAACAGGAAAUUUGAAAUCUGGUAUAAUGCAAGGGAAGAAGUCUACAUCAUUCAGGCACCAACCCCCGAAAUUAAAGCAACCUGGGUUAAUGAAAUCCGGAAGGUGCUAACCAGUCAAUUGCAGGCAUAUAGAGAAGCCAGUCAACAUAGAGCACUGGAGCAAUCUCAGAGUUUGCCAUUGGCUGCCUCAUCAAACACAAGCCCUUCGAGAAACCACACAAGGAAGGUCAGAAAACCAGAAGAGAGUAAAACCAAUCGAAUGAGCUUGGAAGGGUGUAUCGGCUCAGGAACGGCGCCUAAAUUCCCGGACAAAGACAAAGAUGAAUCACUAACUAGCUCUACCUCCGAACGCUCUGCUCUGUCAAAAAAGCACUUUACAUUGCAGGGCUUUGCUAACCUCAAAAAUCAGAAAGCCUCUCCUACCGGCCCUGACAAAAAAGCUAAACGUCACGAAGUAAAGAGCGAUCCAACUCCUUUGGGUUUAAGAGGCUGGACGAGGACCGGCCCCUCGCAGGACACGUCGGAGGAAAACGACUGCUGGUCCAGCGCCGAGGACCCGCUGAACUCAUCCGACGAAGAUGGAGCCACAGCGGUGGGGCCCAAGAAGUUGGUUCCUGGUAAAUACUCCAUCGUGGCAGAUCCGGAGAACGGAGGGACGGACGUGCUGGCUGUCAAAAGUGGAGACUUGGUGGAGUUGAUCUCUGAGGGGACUGAGAGACAAUGGUAUGUGAGGAAUCUGACCACCAGCCGAGAGGGGUGGAUUCCAACCGGGAGUUUGUCGGCGCUCAUUGGGAAUUCCAAAUCGGCUCAGUCUCUGGCAAGUUCAGACUCCGGGGCUGGCGCCGCCAUUUUGAGUUCUUCCUCGAGCUGUAGCGAAGGCGGCAGCGUCCCCUUCUCGGACAACAAGGGGUAGCCGGCCCACCGGUCCGACGCUCAAUAGGGACCCCUCCUCCGCCCCCCGCUCAUGGCCGGAAUGAAAUAAAAACCCAGUCUGUAGAUCUGCAAGUUUCAUCUUGCUUGGGUCUGGCAGGUGGGACGAGAGAGCGGGGAGAGGAGUGGGUUUUGUCAUUUUUUAAGCUACUCAGAGAGCCCCUCGGAGGAAAAACUACCCGCUCGAAUGUAGAAUCGUGAGGUGCUGGAAUUCACACCGGACGUCGACGCGCGGAGAUUCGGGAAGAGCCUCACCCGUCGCCGACCCUUUCCUGGUUUCCUCAGAAAGGCACCGGUCAGUCGCCCGACCCGCAUCGGGACAUCCUGGACGAGGACAGAGCAGGAUGGGUGAAACGUCAAGGGCCGUCUCGGGCAGAUUACGGCCGUGCGAAUGCAUUCUGCGAUUGUGACUUCAUCCCCCGAAACGUUCCUCUGAGAAAUCCACCGACCAGAAAGAGAGCCCGGGGCUCCACGGACGAAACUUGGGUAUGCCCCGGCUUGGAUCCGGCUUCCUUCCGUCUCCGGCACCCUGCUCUCCGUGGACAUCUGCCUCCUCCUAAGCUGUGUCUGUGAGGGAAGGAUGCCUCCCCCACGGCUCUGUGAGGAAUCACCGUGGUUUUUUUUUUCCCGCUGAGAUUUUUUAGGCGAACGAUCCCGUGGCCAUUUUGGGGAUGCACUGGCCUCCAACAGAGUCCUUUACCGAGAGUCAACGUGUUUACAUCCAAGGGCAAUUUGAUACCAUCUUUGACAGAGAACUAUUUCACCAUGGAAUGAUUUCUUACGUGUCUGUAAUGUAAACCGGUGCCAUUCCGCUAAAGCCGUUGGCUGGGGAAUUCAGGCGACUAAAUCCCUGUCACCUCCGUGGGAUCAGGCCGCGUUGCCUUUGCCAGCCUCGAGAGGAGAGAGUCCUCUCUCUAGCAAGAGAAAAGCCGAUCCUAGAACUACAAGCCGUAAUUUUGUUUUCUAUUAAAAGAGAGGGGAAGUCCUUUCUUAUAGCACCUCACUGCAUUCCGGGAAUAUUUCAAUGGGGUUUUUUUUAAGGAAAGAUAAACAGUUUCUUCAGGGUGUCGGCAAAACCAUUAUUCUUUACUGGAACUUAAUACCAGAAUGAUCUAAAAUGCAAACAGUAGCAUCUCCUUUUUUUAGUGUCUGGCAAGUCCAUCCUCAUGCCCCGUACUCCUAGCCUAUGUAUCGUGUCUUUUCCUCCCAUCUCGGAACGAUCGAUUGAAUGCCGAGAAUUUCAUUCUCUCCAACAAAGCGGGCUGGGAAGAAAAUGCCUCGAUAUUUUGGUUGUCAUUUUCUGAUUUCAGAAAAAAAAACAAGUCCUCUCUCGCUAUUGGAGCAUGUUCUGCUCAUGAUUGAUGCAGAUAUUUUUCUAUGUAUGUAUGUAUAUAUGUACUAUAUAUAUAUAUAUAUAUCUUGAUGUAAAGGAUGUAUUUAUAGUCUUUACGCUGCUCAAAGUGGCCACUUUACACAGGAUAUCAUGCACUACCGCAAUACGAAGGCUGAUCGGAACUUCCGUUGACUCCUCCGUUUCUAGAACAACCUCCCCAGUUAAUGUUUCCUUCUUCUCAAAUCCCACUGGGUCCCAGGCCGCUUCCAGUCAGGACCCAUUAAGCCCAAAAUUUAAUCCCGAAAACGGCAAAGAACGCGCAGAGACUCGGUUGCUUUUCUUCUGGAUUGUAAGUUAUUUGUAAACGAUGUGUUUUCCACUUCCCUCGAUCUUUCCCGAUAUCCUGGUGGUCUCCUCUUUGUCCUAGCACUUUAACCCUCCCGUUUCCCUCCCCUGACCUGUUUUGUUUUGUUACUCCUAUUGCUGAUGAAAAUGAAAUACCACAAUCAGAGUUCUUCAUGGUAUGGAUGAAAGCCGAACCAAUAAAUUUCAAUCACUCUUU
This is a messenger RNA of Ornithorhynchus anatinus (platypus), 6495 nucleotides long. RefSeq names its product MCF.2 cell line derived transforming sequence like (gene MCF2L). Gene Ontology annotation, biological process: intracellular signal transduction; positive regulation of Rho protein signal transduction. The transcript has 32 exons. The record is from RefSeq and is a predicted model, not a curated record. The coding region runs from base 960 to 4583 and encodes 1207 amino acids. Gene Ontology annotation, cellular component: cytoplasm; extrinsic component of membrane. Lineage: Eukaryota; Metazoa; Chordata; Mammalia; Monotremata; Ornithorhynchidae. Gene Ontology annotation, molecular function: guanyl-nucleotide exchange factor activity; protein binding.